Messenger RNA from Lycium barbarum (goji berry), 468 nucleotides. Its product is annotated as secreted RxLR effector protein 161-like. The transcript has a single exon. The coding region runs from base 1 to 468 and encodes 155 amino acids. The record is from RefSeq and is a predicted model, not a curated record. Lineage: Eukaryota; Viridiplantae; Streptophyta; Magnoliopsida; Solanales; Solanaceae.
AUGGAAGAUACUAAGGCAAGUGAUACUCCAAUUGCAACAGCCACAAAGCUCACCUUGGAUAAAACUAGUCCCCCAGUUGAGCAGAAAAUAUACAGAGGUAUGAUUUUCUCCUUUCUGUAUCUUAUUGCUAGUCUACAUGACAUUGUAUUCAGUAUGGGAUUAUGUGCAAGAUUUCAAAAUAAUCCUAAAGAGUCUCAUCUAAAAGCUAUGAAAAGAAUCUUGAGAUAUUUUAAAGGAACAAGUGAGUUGGGGUUGUGGUAUCAUGGAGGCAGCAACUUCGAUCUAGUUGGAUAUGCUGAUGCUGACUACGCAGGGUAUUAUUUAGAUAGGAAGAGCACUACAGGUAUGGCACACUUUCUUGGAUCAUGUUUGGUCUCUUGGGCGACAAAGAAACAAAAUUCUGUGGAACUAUCUACUGCUGAGGAAGAAUACGUGGUUGUUGUAUCAUAUUUCUCUCUACUGCUAUAG